Molecule: messenger RNA, 1739 nt
Organism: Cyprinodon variegatus (sheepshead minnow)
Lineage: Eukaryota; Metazoa; Chordata; Actinopteri; Cyprinodontiformes; Cyprinodontidae
Gene: fam20cl
Product: extracellular serine/threonine protein kinase FAM20C-like
Exons: 10
Coding region: 1-1689 (562 amino acids)
Biological process (GO): protein phosphorylation
Cellular component (GO): Golgi apparatus
Molecular function (GO): phosphotransferase activity, alcohol group as acceptor
Source: RefSeq, a predicted model, not a curated record
AUGGUGCGUCGGAACCUGGGACAAUCCACUCGCUCAGUCUACCUGGGGUUGGCGUGUAUAUCCCUAACUCUUCAUCUUCUUUUAGCCGUCUUUUGCCUCUCUGUCCUUCAGUCCGCCUGCAUACUUCCCUCUUCCUCCUCCUCCACGUCUUCCACUGUUCCAAGGAUAGAGCCACUCUCACACACCUCCUCCUCUUCUGCUGCUGCUUCUCUCUCAAAUAAACAACCAACCAACCACCAACAUGGUGAACGUCACCAACCUAGUGUUGGCACAUUUGACCAUAAUGGGAAUGGUUCCCUCAGCAAGGAUACUGAGCAGGCAAAGAAACUAAUCGGAGCUGGGAAAGUGAUCCCAAAGGAAAGGGGUCAUUCCAAGCUGGAGGAGCUGUUUAAACAUCCGUUAUACAACCUGCCACGUCCAGCUCUGCAGGAGGAUGACUGGCUGCUGAGGCUGAAAACAGAUGCAGAGGCAGAGGAGACUGAAAAGGAAGGAAAGUCAAAGGAGGACUCCAUAACUAGCGAUAGUGACUGGCAAAGUGCCAGUGAGGAGGAAGGCUAUGAUAAAACCUCUUGGACAACAGAUAAGGAGACCCACCCUCCAUGGUUGAGGUUCCACCUAGGCAUCUCCCGCAGGGAGCUGUAUGACAGGAAAGACCUCAACCUGGCCCAGCUGACUCAUUAUUUGGCAACAGAGCGUAUCCUGGGAGCCGUUCAGAAGAAAGGAGGCACUCAGCUGAAACUGCUUGUGUCAUUCCCAAACUAUGGCCAAGCUCUGCUCAAACCCAUGAGGCAAUCCAGGGAUGCUGAGACAGAUGUGAACCUGUUUUACUUCUCAGACUUUGAACGACACAAUGCAGAGAUCGCUGGCUUCCACCUUGACAGAGUGCUGGGCUUCAACAGGAUCCCCCCGGUGGUGGGUCGGCUUAUCAACGUAACCACAGAGAUCAGAGACAUUACAACUGACGAGAGGCUCUCCAGGACCUUCUUCACCUCUCCAGCUGGGAAUGUGUGUUUCUAUGGCCAGUGUGAGUACUACUGUUCAACAGAGAACCCAGUAUGCGGUCGGCCUCAUGUUCUGGAGGUUUCCCUGGCCACCAUGCUACCUGACCUCAGCCUUGCUCCACGCAGGUCUUGGAGGUCUCCGUGGAGACGGUCGUACAGCCGCACCAAGCUGGCACAGUGGGAAAAGGAUUCUGCAUACUGCGACACAGUGAAGAAGACGCCUCCUUACAACCAUGGCACCAGACUGGUGGAUCUUAUAGACAUGGCUGUGUUGGAUUUUCUCAUGAGCAACAUGGACAGACAUCACUAUGAGACAUUUGAAGAAUUUGGCAACGACACAUUUCUCCUUCAUCUGGACAAUGGACGGGCGUUUGGUCGGCAUUCUCAGGACGAGCCUUCGAUUUUAGCACCUUUGGCACAGUGUUGCAGAAUCCGGCGCUCCACCCUCCUCCGCCUGAGGCUCCUGUCUCACCCUGACUUUCGAUUGAGUGAUGUCAUGAGGGAAUCAUUGGCCCAGGAUCCUCUGACGGCUGUGGCCCCGCUUCUCUCUGAACCACACCUGUCUGCCUUGGAUCGACGCCUAGCAACCGUCUUGGGGGUUGUUCAAACAUGCCAGGACACAAACACGGAUGUUGUUUAUAACGAUUUGGAUCAAUAUGAAGAUCAGCAGCUUGAGGAUGAUUCAUGAUGACAUAUUAUGUAUUUUCUAUAUUUAAUAUUUGGUUCCAUUUUUUUUUU